AUCUCCGUGACGUCACACAGCUAGCGGCGGGCGGGGAUUGGGCGGGACAUCCCUUCUUCCAGCAUCCGGGGCUCGCCGCCCGCGGUGCUUCCAGCUGCACAGACCCUGGCAGGGAGCGGGAGAGAUCCGGGCGGGCGGCAAGCGACGGCGCCGUGGAGAUGGAAGGAGCAGAUGGGGCUGCUGUCCCCCCCAACUCGGCGGAUCGCUCCCACCGAAGCAGCAUCUCCUCCAUGUGUGCCCGAUCUCUGGAUGUCCUGGUAUAUCUGAUCGAUGACACUGCGGUGCAGCUGAGUGUGGACAAUCUGAUGUCUGUCACUGUGCAUGAGCUACAUCGCAUCGUCCGGGAUGCCCUGCAGCUUCCUGAGUGUGCCAUGGAAGUCUUCUCCCUGUGGCUCAUCUCUCCCUUGCUUGAGGUGCAGCUGAAGCCGAAGCACCAGCCAUACAAGGUGUGCCGCCAGUGGCAGGAGCUGCUCUUGCGUUUCACUGAUUGUCGGGAGGAUGAGAUCAUGCAGGAUGAGCCUUCCCUACAGUUCAGAAGGAACGUGUUUUUUUCGAAGAGACGGGAGCUGCAGAUCGAAAACGAGGCUGUCCUGCGGCUGCUCUACGAAGAGGCCAAGUUCAACAUCCUGGAGGGACGCUACCCGUGUGACAUGGAGGACUGCGAGCAGUUGGGGGCCCUGGUCUGCAGGCUGCAGCUGGGUCCCUAUGACCAGGACCAGCAUACGGCCUGUGCCUUGAAGGAGAAUCUGGAGACCUUCCUGCCUGCUCACCUGUGCCGGCGGGGGCACAGCCUGCUGACGGCGCUGUGGAAGCGGGGGGCCAAGCAGCCGGCCUACGAGCAGGGGCUGCUCCAGGCCUACCAAGCAGUGCGGGAGGAGGCAGCCUGUGAAGAGCCUGAGGCUCUGCGCCAGCACUACCGGGCCUAUCUGCAGAGGUGCCACCAGCUGCCGUACUAUGGCUGUGCUUUCUUCUAUGGGGAGAUUGACAAGCCAGCCCAGGGCUUCCUGCACCGGGGAGGACGCAAGGCAGUGUUGGUUGCCAUCAGCUUGGAGGGUGUGUACGUCAUGGACAGCAAGGAGAAGCAUGUCUUGCUGGGCCUGCGGUUCCAGGAGCUCUCAUGGGACCACACGUACCCCGAUGAGGAGGAGGAGCACAUUCUCUGGCUGGAGUUCGAUGGGGAAAACGAAGGGACCCUGGUCAACAAGCUGCUGAAGAUUUACUCCAAGCAGGCAGAGCUGAUGAGCGGCCUUAUCGAGUACUGCCUGGAGCUGAGCGCAGGAACGGAGGCAUCGGCCCCAGAGAACAGCAACCUCCAGAGCCCCACGCUGCCAUCUCUGGCCAGCAAGCAGCGCCCCAAGCUGCGGCGGCAGAACAGCGUGGUCUGCAGCCGCAUCCAGCACCUCGCCACCAUAGACUACAUUGAGGACGGUAAAGAGAUCAAGCGUGUGAAACCCAAGCGGACAGCCUCCUUCUUCACCCGCCAGUUCUCGCACGGCUCUACCUCCUACUCCGCUGUGCAGACUCCAACGGAAAGCCUGGAGCAGGGCUGAGUGCCAUCUUCGCCGGUGCACAGGGAGCAAUGGACCGAUCCAUCUAGGGGCAUGCCCUGUGCCCAGCACACUGGCUCUCCUCUGGGCUAGGAGCCUCUCUAAGUUAUUCUGUGUUAAUUUAUACCAGUGGGAUCCCAGCUUGCUGCAUCGAAAGUCCUGUCUAGUCCCUCUUUUGCAGACAUUCCAGCCUAGGCCCUUCGGUGCUGGGGCUCCUCUGGUUAUGUUGCUUUGAGUGUUCUUUGUGGGCACUGACACCCCCUCCUUACCCCUGGUGGUGGAAGCCUCCCAGUGUGGUUCUACUGUACCUGUGCUGGCACAACACCAUUGAUUUCAGUUGGCACUGAUGUAAAUGAAGGGAAGAGCAGCCAUGCCACCUCGCUGAGCCAGUGUUGCGCUGAGAUAAUCUUGCCCACCCCUCUGCGCUCCUAGGCCUCUGAGAGCUGUCCUGAUGGCGAGCAUGCUCUGCAUCGUUCCUGCCCCAGAGCUCUGUGUCUUUCCCCCGGGGCGAAGCGUCCCGUCGGCACAGGCUUCACGGAGUGCAGGGCCAGAACCUGCCUGCAUGUGCCCAUCAGUGCAGCGCGUCAGGGUCCCGCAGCACCUCGCUAGUCCUGAGUGGGGAAACUCUCCUGUCCCUGAAUGUUACCUCCCCUUGAGGAGAGGGAUUCGUCCGGUCUCCCGCGCAGGGCGUUGGUCCAUUCCCCAUUUGGUAGAAUGUUGAAGUGUCUUGGCUAUAUCCCCUAGUGGGUCAUUCCAUUUUCAAACCUGUGCGGGAGUAGGGCAAGGAAGGGGUGUAGCGAUUCCGACAUAACCCCGCCUGCAUUUCUGCGUGAACUGAGUGCGUAGCAGCUUUAAGACCUUUUGCAAUUCAGCUGGGUGAGUCUGAUUUCAAAGCUGGCCUCGCCUCUGGUCCAUAGCUAAUUCAGUCCAGGAGAGGUAGGCAUGAGGUGUUCAGUGAAGCGAAGCGGGGAAGAUUGCUUUGCUGCCGAUGCUUCACUAAGAAACAAGCCUCCUGUCUGGGCCGAUUGGCUCAAGACAUCUCACUAGCCCUAAAAAUCCCUUCCUGGCUUCUACAUCUACUUCCUGCCCCAGGAACUUGGCCCACUUUUUGGAGGUGUUUGUACGUUAGGCUUAUAAGUAUCACCCUUUCUGUUGAUGGGAUAUUUUUCUUGGACAAGUGAGUUGCUGGUGCAGGAAAUGGGUGACUCCUCCACAUGAAUCUUUGUUCAUCUGUGAAGAAGACACACUGGGGUAUUAAUACAAAGGAUCAGUAAUUGACUGCAGCAGGUUUCCUCGCUGGUUGUGCAGCUGUUGGAAGGAACAAGCUCCUUGCCUUUCUGAGGUUGAUGGUUGGUCUAUUUCAAGUUGGGUGUGGUGACAUGCCAGGAGUCCAAACUGCUUUGCCUUAUCCAUUCAGUGCAGAUAGGCUAUUUUGAACAACUCGGCCUGUGUCUUGGUUUGGACAUGAGCCAAAGGGGUUUAAAUACACCAGCCCUGUUAACUUUAACAAGAGCUGGGCAUCUAAAUCUCUUGCUUCAUUUUUGAAAAUCUUAGCCUUAAAACCCCAGCACUGCACGCUUUCCUGUAAGUGCUUUAUUUCCCUAGUGGGGAAGAGCUCUAGUGGGUGCUUCUUAAAUGACAGUGUUGCUUGUUAAUCCCCAACCCCCUUUUUAAAUCUGCUCUGUUCAAUCUAAGGUGGGUGGAGACAUCCUUUCAAUAUGGAAAAAAACCUUUCAGGGUGGGGUGUUUAAAGGGACAGAGGGAAUUUAGUCUCUGAACUCCAGUUGAAUUUCACUGGGAAUUGGGUGCUGAUUGGAAACCGUAGCCUUAACCGCAGUGCUGUUUGGAGAGUGGGAAGCAAGCUGGGUGUGUGAAAGUGGAGUAAGUCAAUUUCCCCAUCCACACAAACCCUUGGUAACUGGCAGUGGCUUUGUGUGCUUGGGAAAUCUGGGGGAGGAGGGACAUCACCCAGGAGUACUGAGAAUCUUAAGCUAUACAGACCUGCCAGCCACACACCUCAGCUGCACAAGCAUAGCACAUGUUCCUGGGCUCCCCAGUCUCCAUAAUGCACGUUCCCUUGGAAAUCUGUCUCCUACGUCAGCGAAGGUUUUCCAGGGAUUGUACCACGACCGUUUGCUUGUCUCCUUCUCAACACACCCCACCAGGGAACCAGGUGUUCCUGCUCGUGGAUUGACUCUGGAUGGCAGUUCAUUCCCCUGCGCUGCCUAGACAGGGUAAACGGCCAUAAGCUAUAGAUCUAAACUGCUCAGCCCGUGUUAGCAGCACUGGUGCCAAAAAAAGCUUUGCAUUCUUCCCCCGGGGGUUGGCAGCUGAGCACAUGGUGCAAUCGGGGUGAGGCUGGCAUUUUGAGCUCAGUGUCUUAGAUUUCCAAAGGGUUUCAGGCACCCAACUCGCAUUGAAUUUCAAUUGGAUUCCCCUGCACUCCUUUGAGGAAAAAGCACUAGUCCCCAUCUGUUGGUUUUGAGCACUUGUCAAUGCCAGUCCGUCUUCCAAACUGAUCAGCAAUCGGACUGCUUGGAGGGGGAGACUAUCAGUGCCUAACGGGCUGAAGUGUUCAUCUCCGGUUUCUCUUGGAUUUCCAGGUGGUCUUGUCCUCAGUUCCUUCAGGCCCUCGUGGCAUUGCAGAGUCGCUAAGCGCAGAUGUUGCUGAUCCAGUGACAGCAGGAGAGGGAGGCGUAGGCAGACUUUCCUGUGGGGCAGAGUUUGUUCACGGAUCCUAAUGUAGAAAGAUGGAGUUUAUUUCUUUGUGUUACCAAGUGGCUCGGCUGGUUUCAGAACCUGUUUGACAGCAAAAGUGUGAGGUGGGGGGAGAUUCAGUUUGGGGAUGGGGAAAAAAAUAGGCUCCAAUUAUUUUUAGGCUUGGCUGGAAAAGCUGCAGCACUUAUUGGAAGCAGGCCGGCUGCUUUGCCAGGGCUGGCUGCGUUUGCGCCCAAAUGGCGUGCAAAGCUUUGGCUUUCGUCAGGGACAGCCUGCGUGUUGCGAGAGCUGGAUCGGUGCUGACGGAGAUGCUGAUACAGCAGACUUUUAGAUAUGGCAGGGGUGGAAGCACCAGUGGGUUAGCUAGGCCCAACUGACAACUUGUCUAACUUUCCUCUGGCUUGUAGCGUGUGCAGUCCCACAAUUAGUGUAUUUCUGGAGUGUGUGCCACUGCCUUAGGGCUUGGCUACACUUACAUUUUAUAGCGCUCUAACUUGCUGGCUCAGGGGGGUGAAAAACCACCCCCCUGAGCGUAGCAAGUCUGAGUGUUUUAAAGCGCUAGUGUAGACAGGGUCCAAGCACUGGGAGCCAAACCCUUUGUGGAGGUGGAUUACCAGGAGCGCUGGGAGAGCGCUCUCCCAGCGCUCGCAUGCGACCACACUUGCACUUCAAAGCGUGCUGCGGGAGCACUUUGACGUUUCCAGUGUAGCCAUGCCCUUUGUGCUAGGUCAGUCAGUGACUCUAGGGGUUCUCCAGCUGGGGCUUGGAGCCAAGUGUUGGGCUCUGUCCUCAUCUCAGUGUUGGAAGGGGGUCUGCUGUAGGGACUUCAUAAAUACUUUCGCUCCAGCCUUAGGUCAUCUGGGUCCUGGUCUGAUUUCUAGCUCUGCCAGCCGGUGCUCUGGCUCCAGCCAUUCUCCCAGUGCAAUGGUGCUACCCUUUCUGCUUCCAAGCCACGUCGGUGAUCAGCUCUGCUUUUUCCCAGUGCUGUUCUGACCCAGUUAGCAUCUUGUACCACUUUGCACUAACAGGAACCACAGCACAAAGGUGCAGGACAGCGGUGAAUCCAGCUCCAAGUGCUGAAUGGAGCAGAGGUGGGGGUUGCUAGUGAUUUGAGAAAACAUAAAAAAAUUGUGCAAAAAAUACAGGGCAUGAUCCUGUUUCAAACCGGGGGAAGGAGGCUUUAGAACCUUCCCUGGGGUUCCUAUCCGUUUCUCACUGUACUGCAGAGUCACCAUGUUAAUGUGAGCACUGAAAUGGUACACCACAGAAAGCAUCCCAGUUUCAUCGGGGUAAAAGAAAAGCACAUUGGUUAAAGGUGACAGCCACAUUUUCUGGUCAGGAGAACUCUGAUAUCCCAUAUGCAAAGGGCAUGAGACAGCCCAGCAUGGGACUGAAGCACAAGGCUUUGUGAGACAGACUUGGAUUCUUGCAGAUUUGGAGUGGAGCACGGGGUGGGGGGAUAGUUUUUCUCCUGCGGUGUCUGAGGUCUGGGAAGUGAAUGCAGGAAGGAGCUGGGUGUGCGGAAGAGACGUGGAGGAGCUGCUGCAGCUGGGAAUGAGCCACAGAUCAGCUAAACCCGAGGGCCCUGGGUUUCAGUAGUGAUUCUGGAGGGAGCCCAGCCUGAGACUCCUCCAAUGUGACUGGAUUUUCAAAGGGCAGGUGCUCAGCAAUUCCUACAAAUCAGGCCCCUUUUAAGGGCAGCCAAAAGUUGAAGCACCCAAAAUCCUUAAUCACUGUUGAAAACUCUUGGCUAAGGAUCAUUCAUGUUAAACCUGAGACACCCAGUGUCUGAACCCUGAAUACUCUGGGUUAUGUCAUGUCAGUGGAAGGCACCUUGAAGCAGCUUGUCUCUUUAAUGCCGCAAAAGCCUUCAAAGCGACUAAAGGCCUACAUUUUGCAUCUGGUGCUAGGUUCACUGCCGUGGCAAGUGGGUGUGAAAUACUGCUGGGUCCUUGCUUGCACUCGGAUAAAAUUGCUACAUGAGGCUGAUGGAACCAGGCCCAAAGCAUUCAAGGUUCCAGUCCCCCUCUGUGCGAUUGGAUUCAGGCUCAGUUGGCGCUUUGGUCAGUGCCUGUUGUGUGAUCAGUUUUCGGAAUUGCCAUGGGGGCUGUUAAAAAUGCUGAGCUCGGCCUUCAUUCUGCACUUCCUGUUCAGCUUGUGGUUAGCAGUGUGGGAGGGGCCGGGGGAGAAAAUAGUUUGCCUCUUAGCCAUUUGCAACUGCUAGUGCUUGCAUAACUGGACUCCUCCUUUUACUAGGUCAAAUGUCACAAGAAACUGCUCUAGCACAAUUGCUGCAAUGUUUUGGGUUUGCACAAUUUUUUUUUUAAACAAUAUAAACACUGCUGUGGGUUUGAGGUUUGGCUAAAAACACAGGAGGGGUGUUUUUUAAUUACACUUGGGCAACAUUUGGACCCCCUUCCUCUCAUUUUUGGAAGGCAAAGGGCUACUGUUUUGGUUUCACAGAUGCAAAUAAUGCCCCCUAGUACUUUACAAAUGAUCACCUGGUGUGUCCUCCUCCUCCUCCAGUAUAUUUCACAACAGCUGCAAGAAGACAGCUUUGUACUCUGAGGCACUUGUCCAGAUCUUCACUGAAGCUGUGCUGUUUUCAGCACCUGGAAUCACUGUUCUGUUGAUUUAGACCAGCUGAUGUUCUGGCCCAUUAUCAACAUAAAACUCCAUAUUAUUAACAUAGGUUUUGAAAAACCUACAACACUAACUAGUUGCCACGUGGAGAAUUUGGAAGAGCUGCUAUGUUUUUCACCAUUGGUCCUGUCUCAUUUUUGCAUUUACCAUUAAAGUUAACUGGUCGGUUUCCCUUUUGGGCAUCAGUUAGCUUUCUCCUCCUGAUGCUGUUGUACUGUAUUUCGGUCUCUGAAUGGCAUUUAAAUCCAAAUAACUUUAACUUUGUCACUGACUUAUUUUAUUUAAAAAUUCCAAAAAAUGUCUAUUCAUAGCAGGCUUUGUAAACCUUCCCCUUUGUUUUGUGUAGAGUGAAUUUUGGGUUCUGUGCAUCAGUGUUCCUUUCAUUCCAGCUUUCUUCUGUGUUUAAUUCUAGAAGUCUGUGGAGUGAGAUCCAUAUUUUUCACUCUUGCCAAGAUUGCAUGUCUUGUUUGUCUGGUGCCAUGAUGCCUUUUGGGAUAAAAUUGCCAAAAUGUGUCUUAAACCAUGAUCCAUACAGCUGGUCUAAGAUCAUUUUAUGCCCAGCACUUUGUAAAUGUGCCUUUAAAUGCAGUGCCAUGGAAGGAAAUGGACUGAAAUGUAUUUUCUCUGGUAGCCAGUAUUCAAAUCAUUCUAAUGUUACCUGGAGGAAUUGUGCUUUUCCAGGCUGGAUUCUGCCCUCAAAAAGACCUGAGUUUGUAAUGGAGAAUCAAGCCAAUAAUUAUGCACAUCUGUCUGAACUGUAUCAUUCUGUCUUGUGCUCAUUGUAUCUUGUAUCUGGAAGUGUUGAUUCUUUUAUGUGAUGCGUGUGUUUGAUUCCCCUGAACUGGAAAUGUCAUACCUAUCAACAAUAUGCAACACAAAAAAUGGCCUUCUCUUUUUACUGAUUUCUGUGUGGAUUUCAUUUUUAGAAGGAAAAAAAAUUGUGUACAUACUAAUAUUUUUCUUUUGUAUGCUACAGAUCACUCUUAUAAUAAAGAGGCUGUUUUCAACAAA
Molecule: messenger RNA, 7919 nt
Organism: Dermochelys coriacea (leatherback sea turtle)
Lineage: Eukaryota; Metazoa; Chordata; Testudines; Dermochelyidae
Gene: FRMD8
Product: FERM domain containing 8
Exons: 11
Coding region: 159-1550 (463 amino acids)
Biological process (GO): negative regulation of canonical Wnt signaling pathway
Cellular component (GO): plasma membrane; cytoskeleton
Source: RefSeq, a predicted model, not a curated record